AUGGAGGUGGAAGAGAAGUCGAGCAUCACUCUGAGGUUUAAGCCCCAAGAACUCCCUGAGCUCACGCAUUCUGCUCCAAAGGUGCCUCCUGUUCCCAUAGUUGUCCAAACUGGAGACACCCCUCGACAAUUCUCCAGCCUAAAUCUGCUGUGCCCUCAGGAGCCCAGGAAGAACAGUAUAUCUUCCAACCAGCUGGUUGGUAAACAUAUACCAGCAUUGCCGAACCUGGCUGUGCACGCAGGACUUUGGGAAAAGGAGUGCUGCUGUGCAGUGCCAGCUCGGUCCCUGCCAAGCUCAGAUUCCCGCUUCCUGACGGCUCUGUCCCAUGGCAGGAACCGUGCUUCCUCCACCUGGGACUUUGCCCAGAAGUGCAGUUUGGCUCUGACAGAAUUACAGCAGCAUCUCUUGCUUAAGGAAAAAAUUAUUUCAAAAUCUUACAAGGCUUUAAUGAACCUGUUUCAAGGGAAAGAUGAUAGUACAUCAAGUGCAGAGGAGGAAUGUCGUCUUUGUGGUGAAGAAGAAAAUCCUGUCUAUACCUUUGAUGAAAAGUUAUCAGAUAAUUUUCAAGAUUCAGAACAGCUGGUAGAGAAGAUAUGGUAUCGUGUAAUAGAAGAUAGCUUGGUUGUUGGAGUGAAAACCACAUCUUCUUUGAAGGUGUUCCUGAAUCAUGUGACUUUAUCGCUGUCAAUGGAUCAAGCCCCUAACUCCAGCUUUCCGCUCAUUAAGUGUCAAAAUAGGGUGAUCAAGUUGAGUAGGAAAUCUUCCCCAGUACCAGGCUCAGUGCCAUAUGAAAUAGGAUCAGAGGUAAAAAAAAUCAAGUUGAGUGUUGAUAGUGAGGAAGAGGAAGAGAAAGAGGAAAGCAUUGUUUGUGUACAACCAUCUGAGAAAGAGUAUGUGCAGAUGAUUACUGCUGUAACAUCUCUUUCACCACUUUUAGCAUUCAGUAAUUUUUGUUGCAUUGUGCUGCUACAAAUUAGAGAGAGAGAGAAUGGUAACCAUUCUGCAACUCGUUAUGUUCAGUGUGGCAGAAUUUUUUCAAGUCUAGAAGAUCUUUCAAGUGGGAAAUACCUGCUGACAUUUCCAAAGAAGAAACCUAUAGAACACAUGGAAGAUCUCUUUGCGCUUCUUGCGGCCUGGCAGAGAGCUUGUUUUCAAAUCAUAUCACCCAGCUAUGCUCUGACUUCAAUGAAGGUGUGGCUCUUAGAACACAUGGAAUGUGAAGUUAUCAAAGAAUUUCCAGAAAUUUGCUUUUGCAAAAGGCCAGGAAGUUUCUAUGGGACACUCUUCAACUGGAAACAAAGAACACCAUUUGAAGGGAUUUUAAUAGUCUAUUCCAGGAAUCAAACAGUUUUGUUCCAGUGCCUUCAUAAUCUCAGCAGAGUUCUCCCUAUAAACAGUUUCUUCAAAUAUCUAAAAUUAGGAAGUGAGGAUUUCCUAAUUGGUCAUUUGGCAUUAGCUUUGGAGAAGGAAUUUGUUACGCUUGGUUCUUUUUCUUCUGCCUUAGUUAAGGUUGAAAGCAACUUGGUGCAGAGUUGUGAAGCAAGCAAGAGUAGUGGUGAUGUGGCUGCCUUAUCAGACAUAGAGGAAAGCAUCCAUCCCUACAGAAAAGAACUUCAGAGAGAAAAGAAGCAAAUGUUGGGGACGAACCUAAAAGUGAGUGGUGCCCUUUACAGAGAAAUGACUUUGAAAUUAGCUGAGGUUCAGCUGAAAUCAGACCUUGCUGCCCAGAAAGUGACUGAUUUAUAA
This is a messenger RNA of Balaenoptera ricei (Rice's whale), 1746 nucleotides long. RefSeq names its product Fanconi anemia group B protein-like. The record is from RefSeq and is a predicted model, not a curated record. Gene Ontology annotation, cellular component: Fanconi anaemia nuclear complex. Lineage: Eukaryota; Metazoa; Chordata; Mammalia; Artiodactyla; Balaenopteridae. Gene Ontology annotation, biological process: positive regulation of double-strand break repair via homologous recombination; replication-born double-strand break repair via sister chromatid exchange; interstrand cross-link repair.